CCUGGGUGUUGUAUUGGAAACCAGGGUUUUGUUUACGUCUUCACGAAACUAACCCCUAAUCACCGAGUGGUGGAUCAAUGUGGAAGUUUCACCCAAGCUCCGAAAAAGAGGCCGUAAGUGACGGUAGUGUGAUAGUAGGAUACAAGAGGUCUUUCGACUUCCAACCAUUUGAACAAAAUUCAUCACUGCGGAAUGGACCGAAUGGUCAAUGGACUAUGAUCGAAUACUGCAUCUUGGUAUCACCUCCGCCGCCGAUUACGUCCUGUGUAAACUACACCGGAUAUACGGAGACCUCAUGGGCGGCGGUGGCAAGUGGAGGAGAAGGUCAGCCUCAGCCUCCUCGGCCGAGUGGUAUCCGGGGGCGGGGAUUCCCUCGUGGUAUUCGAGGGAGCCCUGGUCGGGUUGAUCCACCUAGCGGAGGAGAAGCUGAAGCUGAGCCUCGUCUGCGGAGUGGUACCCGAGGACGGGGGCGCACGCGUGUCCGAGGGGGAUCUUGUCGGGUUGAUCCACGCUAUUCUAGUUUCUAUACGACUUGUUUGGUCGAGAACGAGGCAGGGUUGAUGAUGAUUGAUAAUGGGAUGCCUGCUAGCUAUGCAAGUGGAUUUCUAGUGGAUAAAUUGGGAUUGCCAACCACGACACUUCAUCCGCCGCGUCGAGUGACACUCCUCAACGGAAAACUAUCUGAGGGAAGGCAGCAGCAGCAAGUAGAAUCCAAACCCCUCUGCUUGGAACCCAAUCUCAAGAAACUAUCUGAGGAAGGGCAGCAGGAAGUAGAAUCCAAGCCCCUCUGCUUGGAACCUGAUCUCAAGAAAUCCCGUGUUACUGAACCUAGUUCCUACCUUAGUAAAUUCCCCCUAGUUGAUUGUCUUCUUAGAAGAUUUAUGCCACCUAAUUGA
Oldenlandia corymbosa var. corymbosa is the source of this 896-nucleotide messenger RNA. The record is from the annotation of a GenBank genome assembly. Lineage: Eukaryota; Viridiplantae; Streptophyta; Magnoliopsida; Gentianales; Rubiaceae.